Messenger RNA from Serpula lacrymans var. lacrymans S7.9, 829 nucleotides. RefSeq lists its product as uncharacterized. NCBI's taxonomy places the organism in Eukaryota, Fungi, Basidiomycota, Agaricomycetes, Boletales, Serpulaceae. The transcript is spliced from 2 exons. The record is from RefSeq and is a predicted model, not a curated record. The coding region runs from base 328 to 561 and encodes 77 amino acids.
UUUUCUCCUGUGUUUUUCAAUCUCGUUCUGGUCUUAUCGGCCUUGUUUCACUCGCCGAGAGGACAUUUCACGGACACGUACCGCUCUGCAAGCUUUACUAGCCGUCAUUACACCCAGCACUUCUCUAUGGCCCACGCAGUAUACGGUCGUCGCCAGAAAUGCAAGUAUGUCAUCCAGUAAAACAAUUCAAAUACCACUAUCAUCCCUUUUGAACGACAUCUACGAUGGCUAUAUCGAACUUCGAGAUCCCAUUAACGAUCUACCCGAUCUUCUUCGCAACAAUAUUCGGGUAUAUGCGUGGAUGCUCCAAAUUGACGUUGAGUGGGCAUGGUGGACUCAAGUGUGGAACUGGAUGUAUCCUUCUCAGCAUCCCAUGUCAGGUACGUGAAUCGCCAAUUAUCUGGGAUUCUACGACUGAGUUCGCCCGAGACUGAUAUCGAAACCACAGCUCUCAAACAAAAUUAUUCCAGUGGAGAUUUUUGCAGCCUGCACUUGAACGUCCCGUAUGAGUGCUUGGUCUUCUGCUGGUAUCUUCUCCAUUUAAUACAUUUUACUCUCUAGUCUGGACGACACCAUUAGCGCUUUAGGCUCGCUCUGCAAGCUCCCAGUCGUCACAGGAGGCCACGGACCCCUAUUUUGCCUGGAUACCUUAUCGUACGCGGAUUUGGACGGGUUCGUCAGCUAUCUCAAGGCUUCCCUCCCUCAAAGUUCUGCAAAGAUUGAGUUUACAGCAUUAUCACCUAGCGUACCGUUUUCUAGCAAAUUGUUCGUGUUUUGUGCUCUACCAAUCCUUCCUCGACGAUAUUCCCGCUCUCUUAACGGAGUUUUU